This is a messenger RNA of Cygnus olor (mute swan), 859 nucleotides long. Its product is annotated as pH-response regulator protein palI/prr-5-like. The transcript has 3 exons. The record is from RefSeq and is a predicted model, not a curated record. The coding region runs from base 1 to 549 and encodes 182 amino acids. Lineage: Eukaryota; Metazoa; Chordata; Aves; Anseriformes; Anatidae.
AUGCCCAAAUUUUGCCUCAAUGAUUCACAGAAUCGUGCUCCUCCCAUUACGAACGGUGUCCGGCAGCGUCCCCCCCUUCCCCCGGUGCUGGCUCCGGGGCGAGGCGAGGGUCCCGGUGAGCGCGGCCUGGAGCGCGGGGCCAGCCCCGUCCAGGGGGGCGGCGGGUGGCGGCGCGCUGCGCCGGCCCCUCUCGGCUCGGCUCGGCUGGGCUCGGCUCGGCUCCGGCCCCUUCCGCCUUGCCGCUACUUUUCCCCCGGGCUGGCCGCAACUUCGUGUCCGAGCCCUCCCACAGCGGCUCCCGGAGGAGGGGGCGGCGGAUCGGCGGAGCCCUCCCCGCGGAACAGGGACGGGAACAGGGACGUGUCGGUCCUCCGCGGAAGCCGCGCUCCCGGCUGCUCCUCUUCCCUGCGACUGCGUGAGCCGCUCGCCGAGCCGAGCCGUGCCGUGCUCCCGCAGCGGAUGGCACCGCCGCCCCUGCGCCUCGGCAGCCGGCUGCCAGCUGAGCGCGGCGGGCACGCCCGGGGAGCCAGCCGUUCUGAAGCAGGAUAACAGCAGUAGGGAACUUCGCAUGAUGGAACUACCCUCAGCACAGGACCCAUGUGUUGCCAGGAAGCUCAGGGAAAGUUCGACAAUUUUUGGAAAAUAGUUUUAUUUUAAAAUUUGCCCCUGGAAAUGUAUUAUUCUUAGAAGCUUCUGAGAGAGAAACUGGGAUUUUGAUAUGUGCAUCCAUAUACUAAACAAACAAAUAAAAAGACAUAACAAGUGAAAUUCACUUGUGAUGUGAAAUUUCACUACAAAUUACUUAAUGUUAUUUUAUUCCUCCCUGUAAUUUAAGUAAUCCAAUAAAAAUAUAUGUAUG